AUGCCAAAACCGGAUCUCGGUGACGUUUGUGGACGUUUUUUAUCUUCACGUCUAUUAAAACAUACAGAAUCAUCUUUCUGUAAGAAAUCAUUAAAUAAUGAAAAUAUUGCAAAUAAUCAUAAGCGUCAUACAAUAUUAACUCAAAAACUAUUAUUUAAACCAUAUAAAAAAAAUCCGUUAGAUCAAUUACGUAAACGUUAUUCAAAUCUUGUCGUACUAAUCACUAAUGAUAUCGUAUUAACAUCAUUUGAAAACAAAGAAUCAGUAAAUAAAUGUUUGCCAUCAAAUAAUACUAUUGCUUCGACUACUACUACUAACAGUAAUAGUAAAAAUACAAAUAAAAAUGAUAAAAAUUCAUCGUUAAUGAUGAAUUGGGAAUUAUUAAAAGAUCGUGGUUCUGGCUUAGUUAAUCUAGGUAACACUUGCUUUAUAAAUGCAUCAUUACAAUGUUUAGCCAACACUCCGCCACUUGUUCAAUGGCUUUUGUCAAAUUCUCAUCAUCAACAUUGUCGUAUAAAACUAGAAAAACAAUUUUGUUUAUUUUGUGAAGCUGAACGUAUUGUUAAAUUGAUACAUUCAAAAACUUCCUAUUCAUCAUCAACAGGUCCUGCAAAUCCAAAUAAUCUUGUACGACGUAUAAAAGAUAUAUCAAAAACCUUUCGAUUCGGUCGCCAAGAAGAUGCUAGUGAAUUUUUAAUUUGUUUAAUUGAUAAAAUUAUUGAAGCAUGUCUACGUUCAUCUCAGCCACCUGAACGCUUACGUCCAUCAUCAGGUACAUCAUAUGAACAAUUGUGUCAUUCACAAACAUUUCUUCACGAUCUAUUUGGUAUUGUCUUACGUUCACGUGUGAUAUGUUCACGUUGUCGUCAUACAUCGGAUACAUUUGAAGUUCAAUAUACAUGGAUUGUUGGUGUACGCAAUCAUUCGGAUUUAAGACAAUCAUUACAGCAAUUUGUUUGUCGCGAAACAUUAUCAGGUGAAAAUCUAUAUCGUUGUACGAAAUGUAAACAGUUAGUACCAGCUGUGAAACGUUACACAUUACAUAAAGCAUCAAAAAUUUUAUUAAUUAAUUUAAAACGCUUUGAAUUUGGAAAAAAUUCACAUAAAUUAUCACAUCUUGUUCGUUAUCCAGAAUAUUUAAAUGUUAAAUCAUACAUGAGUGAAGAAAAUGCAAAUGAUCCAUCAUUAAAUUAUCGUUUAUACGCGGUUUUAGUUCAUGUUGGAUUAUCAAUGCAUUCAGGACAUUAUUAUUCAUAUGUACGCUCACCAAAUAACCGAUGGUAUAAAGCAGAUGAUACAACAAUGACACAAUGUGAUUUAAAUCAAGUUUUAACGCAAUAUGGAGCUUACAUUUUAUGUUAUAUUAAAGAAACGGAACCAUCAUUAACGACUAGUUUAACAAAUGGAAUAACAACAGCAACAACAAUAACAAGUAAAAAUGUCUACCCAAAUGGAAAAUUGAAUAACAAUGAGAAACAAUUCAAUACGAUCACAGCGCAUUCAAAGCUUUUUACUCCACGUCAAAUACAUGUUCAAAAUCUUCCUCGACAAAUAGAUGGACUAAAUGGACAUACAAAAUCUAAGACUGAUUCAUCCAACGGUGCAUCGACUACUAAUGGUAAUGGCAAUUUGUUCGCUGAAAAACAAGAACCAAUCAUACAACAAAUUCCUAAACUUAUUUGUCAAUCAAAUCAGAUAAAUCCAGGGAAUAAUCAUCCAUUAUUAUUGAAUCCUUCGGAACUUAUGAAUAAAUCAUCGACUUCAACACCGAAUUCUCCAGCAUCAAUAAGUAGUAUUAAUAGUUCUCUAUUAUCAUUAUCGAGUGCACAUUCAAGUACGUCAUCAAUCAAAUCAAAUACGAAAAUGUCUCCAAAACUAAAUGAACUCACAUCUAAUUCGAAUUCAUAUAAUCAAAAUAAUGAUUCCUCUGAACUUGAACAACCAAUGAAAAAGAAACAACGUAGUGAAGAAUUAUCUCAAUCUUUUCUUUCUUUAUCUCAACCAACUUCUACUGAUGAACAAUCACCUGUUUUAUCAUCGUCAUUAAGUACUGGUCAUAAAGAAAAGAAAAAGAAAAACAAAUUGGAUAAAAAUCUUUGUCAUAUGAAAUGUCUAAGCGAUUAUUCACCUUCAUCGAUAUCAAAAUCACGAUCGUUUUUAUCUGAUGAACAAUAUCAAAAGCAUUGA
Messenger RNA from Rotaria socialis, 2187 nucleotides. The record is from the annotation of a GenBank genome assembly. NCBI's taxonomy places the organism in Eukaryota, Metazoa, Rotifera, Eurotatoria, Philodinida, Philodinidae.